Messenger RNA from Contarinia nasturtii (swede midge), 4827 nucleotides. It is a transcript of the gene DNApol-alpha180, whose product is annotated as DNA polymerase alpha catalytic subunit. Bases 159 to 4718 code for a protein of 1519 amino acids. Gene Ontology annotation, biological process: DNA replication; lagging strand elongation; mitotic DNA replication initiation. Gene Ontology annotation, cellular component: alpha DNA polymerase:primase complex. Gene Ontology annotation, molecular function: single-stranded DNA binding; pyrimidine nucleotide binding; chromatin binding. The transcript has 9 exons. Lineage: Eukaryota; Metazoa; Arthropoda; Insecta; Diptera; Cecidomyiidae. The record is from RefSeq and is a predicted model, not a curated record.
CACAACUGUCAUUGAAACAUAGACAAUGAAACAUCAAUUAUUCAUUAUUUGCUCACAAUUAUUGAAAUAAUUUUUUGGAAAUUUGUGCAUUUGUUUGAAUAAAAGAAAAAUUGUUUGUGUUAAUUAAAAAAAAAAAAAAAAAAAAAAAAACAAAAAGAAUGAGUGAAUCGCCAUCUUUUUCGCGGUCAAAGCGACAAAAAAUCGAUAAACACGGUCGUUUUGCUGCGUUGGAACGAUUGAAAAAUCUUAAAGGAAACAAAAACAAAUAUGAAGUGGCCGAAAUUGAAAAUGUUUACGAUGAGGUGUCAGAGAAAGAAUAUUCGGAACGUGUAUUAUCGCGCGCUGCCGAUGACUGGAUCGAAGAUGAUGGCACCGGUUAUGUUGAGGACGGUCGUGAAAUUUUCGACGAAGAAGUAGACGAUUCUGAGCACGAACCGAAUAAAAAACGUGACAAAUCAAAGAAAAAAGAGAACAAAAAACAUUUGCGCGAUGUCAACAAACCAGUUGAAGGUAAUGCAUCGAUUCGAAGCAUGUUUGGCAAUGCGUCUACAAAGAAAAAAGAGGCCAAAUUGGACAAUGAUGAUCUUCUGGCUGAUAUUUUGAAUGAAAUAAAUCCAAACGAUUCGGAAACCAGUGGAAGCAAAAAUUCCGAAACCGAAUCAAAGCCAAAACCAUCGGUGACCGCCAGUAAAAUAAAUGAAAAAACUGAAAUGGCUUUGGCAAAAGAUUACAUUGCAAAACUCACAAAAGCGGUUCCACGUAAACAAGCGCCCAAACCAGAAUCAACUAGUGACGAUGAAAUGUUAGAACGUUUAUUAAAGCCAACGACAAAAGAUCAAAUAAAUGUUCGUCGUUCGAUGAAGCGUCCACGCGAUGAAACUUUUCCUACUGAAAAUAAACUGGAUCAAACGCCAGCUAAAAUGAGCAGUUCACAUGGUGCCAAGAGUGGUACGGCAAAUCAAAUCCCGCUAAAAUCAGAACCAGUUACGCCAAGUGUUAAAAAUACCGUCGACGUUGAUAUGAACGAAUUGAAUGACGAUGAUAUGAUGGAUUUUAGUAUGUUGGACGAUGAGGAGAAUCAAUUCAGCGAACAAGUGGCCGAUAUAUCUACAUCAAAUGAAUCGAAUGCGAAAGCUGAACAAAUCAAGGCCGAAUUGGUGAAGAAAGAGAACGAAAACUAUGCAAAAUUGUUAUCGAAUUGGGAAAAUACGUUUGCCAAUGAAAAUGAUGAAGACGACGAAUUGCUGGGUUCAAUUGACGUCGACACAACACAAGCAUCGAUUACAAGCACGGUUGAUGGUAAAACGGCGAUGAAAUUUUGGUAUUGGGACGCGUAUGAGGAUCCAAUCAAAAUGCCUGGAAAGAUUUUCCUUUUUGGCAAAAUGGUAUCCGAUCAAAAUCCUAAAGAAUUUAAGUCGGUGUGCGUAACAAUUGAAAAUGCGCAACGAUGUUUUUAUUUAUUACCACGCAAAUAUGCAUUAGAUCCAAUUACAAAGGAACCGACCAACAAGGAAGUUGGACUGAAUGACGUAUACAGUGAGUUCAAUGAUUACCUUCCACAUGAUUUCAAGAGCCGAAAAGUCACAAAGUAUUUUGCAUUCAAUGUUCCCGGUAUUAAUGUACCGCAAGAGUGUGAUUAUCUUCAGGUGCUGUACACUGCCAACCAUCCACCCCCUGAUCCAAAGAAAGUGUUUAAUAACAUUGAACACAUUUUUGGUUGUAAUACAAAUCCAUUGGAAACGUUCUUAUUGCAACGUAAGAUCAAGGGUCCUUGUUGGUUAAAUAUUAGCAACUAUCAUGUGAAUAAAGUGCAACAAUCGACAUGGUGUAAUUUGGGUAUUACCUGCUUAAGCCCAGCAGAAAUCAGUGUUGCAACUGAUGUGAAAGAACCUCCACCACCUUUGGUCAUUGCAACGUUAUACGUUCGUACCGCUUUACAUCCGAAGACUCAAACAAAUGAAAUCGUUAUGAUUGCAUUUUUGAUUAACAAUAAAUUUGCAAUCGAUAAAAAAGCGCCAAAUCCACCGUUUACCAAACACUUGUGCGGUUUCACUCGGCCAAGUUCACAAAAUUGGCCGAUUGUCGGUAUGAAUGAGACGGCAACGGCAACAUUCAAAAAUCUAAAAGCAACGAAAUUAGAUUCGGAACGUGCGUUGCUCAGUUGGUUUUUGGCCACAUUCAAAAAUCUCGAUGCCGAUUUGAUUGUGACCCACGAUGCAAGCGAUUGUCAAUUGGAUAUCAUUUGUGAUCGAUUAAUGGCCAUCAAAUUACCGAUGUGGUCACGUAUCGGACGAUUAAAUUUAUCGUCAAUGCCGAAAAAGUUUAAAGACUGUUUUGUGGGCCGUAUGAUUUGUGAUGUGAAAUCAUCCGCCGAAGAAUUGAUCAAAUCGAGAAGUUACGAUUUGAAUACACUCUGCGAAACGGUUUUGAAACCGAAAGACACAAAAGACAGCGAAAAAAUCGAAAGAAUUGAAGUAUCAAAUGAUGAAUUACACGAAAUGUACGAGAGUUUUGAUGGAAUUUUAAAAUUGAUCACGUUGACAUUGCAAGAUUGCUCGUACGUACUAAAAAUCAUGUGUGAAUUGGAUGUGCUACCGUUGGCACUUCAAAUCACCAAUAUUUGCGGUAAUUUAAUGAGUCGAACUUUGCAAGGCGGUCGCUCAGAGCGAAAUGAAUUUUUACUGCUGCACGCAUUCGAUGAACAAGAUUACAUUGUUCCUGAUAAGAAAAGCCGAGAGGCAAAUUGGAAUAAAGAUGAAACGAUAGUGGAACAGUCACAAAUUAUGGAUGCAACACAAGCUAUGUCAUCAACAUUAACGCAAACACCGGCUCCCAAUCAAACUGGUCGUAAGAAGCCUGCCUAUACCGGCGGUCUUGUUUUGGAACCGAUCAAAGGAUUUUAUGACCAAUACAUUUUAUUAAUGGACUUUAAUUCACUGUAUCCGAGUAUUAUACAAGAAUAUAACAUUUGCUUUACAACUGUUGAUCAACCAGACAACGAAGAUGAUCCAAUUGAUGUUCCAGAUUCAACAUCAAAGCAAGGAAUUUUGCCACGACAAAUUCGUAGUUUGGUUCAAUGUCGUCGCGAAGUAAAAAAAUUGAUUGUUCCGGGAAUCGAUGCAGAUUUGAAAGCGCAAUACAAUAUUCGUCAGUUGGCCCUAAAACUAACAGCAAAUUCAAUGUAUGGUUGCUUGGGAUUUUCACAUUCACGAUUCUACGCAAAACAUUUGGCCGCACUGGUUACACAAAAAGGUCGUGACAUUCUACUCAAUACAAAAGGCAUCGUAACAAAACUCAAUUUUGAUGUUAUUUACGGUGACACCGACAGUAUAAUGAUCAAUUCGCAUAGCACCGAUUACGAUGAGGUAUUCAAAAUUGGCCAUUCAAUAAAACAGGCAGUCAAUAAAAUCUAUCGUCAAGUUGAAUUAGACAUAGAUGGUGUUUACAAAUAUAUGUUGUUGUUGGCCAAAAAGAAAUACGCCGCGGUCACAAUGACCAAAACAAAGAAUGGUGAAUUGGAGUGUCAUCAAGAGCUAAAAGGAUUGGAUAUCGUACGACGUGAUUGGUCACAAUUAUCAGUCGGGGCGGGUCAUAUGGUUUUGGAUGAAUUGCUUUCUGAAUCGCCGCUUGAUGAACGGAUCGAAAAUAUUCACGCAAAAUUGGAGAAAAUUCGUGAUGACCUUAAUAAUGAUGAUAUACCAGUCAAUAUGCUGACAAUAACAAAACAAUUGACCAAAAAUCCACGUGAAUAUCAGAAAAUUCAAUCAAUGCCACAUGUUCAAGUUGCAUUACGUAUGAAUGCAACGAAAAAUAAACGAUUCAAACGUGGCGAUAUGGUUAGCUAUGUGAUUUGCGAAGAUGGAACCGAAAACAAUCCGAUGCAACGUGGCUACCAUUUGGACGAAUUGAAGAGUGAAAGUAAAUUGAAAAUCGAUAAAGUCUAUUAUUUGGCCAAUCAAAUCCAUCCCGUUGUAUCUCGUUUGCUGAAACCAAUUGAAGGUACAGAUUCGGCACGCAUCGCACAAUGCCUUGGCCUUGAUCCGACAAAAUAUCGCGAAGCGGCACAAAGAACCGUUUACGAUAAUGAACGUGGUGAAAGUAUUGGCGAAUCCAUUGUGCAAUCAAAUGCCGCCAAAUAUCGGGCAUGUGAAAAAUUUUCAUACACAUGUCUUGAAUGUAAAACCGAAAAUGUCAUUGCAAAACCGUUUGCAAAGAUCGAUAAUCAAUUUUUACCAGUGCUUACAGCCUGUGCAAAUAAAGAUUGUCAGAGAAAACCAUACACCCAAUUGCAAAACAUCAAGAACCACAUAUCGCUGGCGAUUCGAAAAGCAAUACGUUCUUACUAUGACUAUUGGAUGGUUUGUGAUGAUCCAAAUUGUAAUCAAAGUACACGAACCUUUGCACAUGUGGUGGACAGCCAGGGACAUCCGAUAUGUUUGUCAUGCAAACGUGGUAAUUUGCUCAAAUGUUACUCCGAAGGCAAUUUGUAUACACAACUAAGAUACUUCCAGUUUAUGUUUGAUUUACCAAAAUAUGAACAAACAUUGAUCCGUACAACGUCUGAAAUGGAAGAGACUUACGGCUUGUUGCGCGAACAUGUCGACAAAGUUUUGAGACGAUCAUCUUUCCAAAAUGUUAAAUUAUCCGAAAUAUUUCGCCAAAUGGUUCCACUACAAGAUACGAUAAUGGCUAAUGGAUCAGCUUUGACAACAGCAUGAUGAAUUUUUUAAACAUUUUUAAACAUUCUUAUUUAAUAAAAAGCAUCUUGUAUUUUAAAUUUCAAUGAUUGAUAUCACAAUAAAUAUUAAGGCUAUGAUGACAACAAUA